Priceomyces carsonii is the source of this 873-nucleotide messenger RNA. RefSeq lists its product as uncharacterized. Lineage: Eukaryota; Fungi; Ascomycota; Pichiomycetes; Serinales; Debaryomycetaceae. The record is from RefSeq and is a predicted model, not a curated record. The transcript has a single exon. Bases 1 to 873 code for a protein of 290 amino acids.
AUGGUUUCAAGCUUUCAUCACGACGAGUUAUCAGAUCAAGGUUUUACGAUUGUGAGAGGUUUUCUCACUGAGGAAGAGAUUGAAAAAUAUAAAAAAGCAGCAGAAGAUGUUGUGAAGUAUGCCAGAGAUGGAAAUUGGUCACAGGUCAGGACCAGGGGAAAGCAAUUUCCUCCAUGGCCAAAGGAUUUCAAUCCGGAUAUUUGGGGCGUGAAUGGUCUCUUGCACCCAGAUUUAAAGGAAAUGUCCUUACCAUUUCAAGAGUGCUAUUCUUCUGACAAAAUAUUAGAUAUAGCUUGUGACAUAUUACAGACAGAUAAAAAUGGCUUAUGCAUGGAACUCUUUAACAUGCUUAUCAAUCCUUUAACUGACUUUGAAUUAGACUGGCACAGGGACUACAUCAAACCUGAAGUUUCUGAGCAAGAGGAAGCUGAACAGUUGCUAGAGAACCCGUUUGCUGGAACUCAAUUCAACUUAGCGCUUACAAGUGAUAAAUGCUUGAUCGUGGUUCCUGGAUCUCAUAAAAGGGUUAGGACUCCAGAAGAGCGUGAAAAAACGUCUAAUGACAACAGAAAAGAGUUUAUAAGUGACCAAAUUGUUGUCGAAUUAAAGCCUGGUGACGUUGUUUUCUACGAAUCCAAUAUUUUACAUCGUGCUACUUAUUCAUCGAAGAAUCUUCGUUUGACUCUUCACGGAUCUUAUGGUCAUGUAAAAUAUGGAAAGUUUAGAGCUAAAGGUGUUUUGCAGCAUGGUGUCGCUAAUUGGCUCCCAAACUUCAAGCCUGAAAAUGAUAACAUGGAGUUGUUGGCUGACAAAUUAAGAAUAUUAUCUAGAGAAUUUGAAGGAGUGAAUCUAGGAUAUGCUCUUGAAGGGUAA